This is a messenger RNA of Mizuhopecten yessoensis (Yesso scallop), 3099 nucleotides long. RefSeq lists its product as uncharacterized. The transcript is spliced from 6 exons. Bases 473 to 1225 code for a protein of 250 amino acids. NCBI's taxonomy places the organism in Eukaryota, Metazoa, Mollusca, Bivalvia, Pectinida, Pectinidae. The record is from RefSeq and is a predicted model, not a curated record.
GUAUGAUAAGGUGAACAGACACAUAGCUGUAAAACAUAGCUGUACAACAAGAUUAAAGUAAUGAAAUCUUACCAGUGAUAGUUAUAGGAAACUGCAAGGCAUACGUCUUAUUUACCUUGGAGACAAUAUUUGUAUGAUAUUAUUUUUAAUUCAUUUAUACCGGAUUUCUUUUAAUCAGCAUGGGCGUUCAUUCUGUUCCGUUUACCUGUAUUUCACCUUUGUGAGACCUUUAAGGUCGGCAAGCGAUCAAUAGAUAUUGUUGACUCCGACAGACGGUUCCAGUUCCUACGUUUAAAAUCCCAUCACAACCAAUAUCUGUCGACACUCGGGUAGCAGAGGACAGGCGAGGCUGCCUAGGAUAUCAUACGUCACAAGUGUCUUGGAAUUUUCGGGAAGACAACGUUACAUAAUUUAAUAAGUUUCAACAACACCUGUUUCGGCUACCACUACUCUGACGACAAGCACUCCGGUCAUGGCGUGCGGAGCGCCACCUAGUGUGGCGGCAGCCACAGUCGCAUACAACGAUACUGUUGCCACCUUCACAUGUAUUAGUGGGUACUCUUUGGCGGGUAGCAACCAGAUUGUUUGUUCCGGCAGCACCUGGACCGGAAAUAGCCCAACAUGCACCUAUCUCACACAGGCUGACGACAUCGAUACCAACGUCAAUGUAUAUAACUCUGACAUGCCGGAUUGGUUGCUCGGAGUACUGGCCGCCUUGGGGUGUGCUGUUGCCCUAUUGAUAUUGACCUGUAUCGUCUGCUGUUGUAUGUACAUGUGUGGGUGUGUGUCGGGGCCCCUAGGUUCCGGUGCGAAUGCCGUACACCCUUUGAACACCCGAGGAUCGCCAUGUUGUUGUUGUAACCAACGGCGACGGCGAAGAAGAAGAGGGGACGAUUUCUAUGACAGCAGAUCUUCAAGUGUCGUGGACAUGCGCAAUGGACACAAAAAUGAUCAGGAAGUGCGGAUAGCGGGUUUCAACUAUUCAAAGUCAAAGAAGGGAUACCCUAAGACGACGCACGUCAGCGAGGCAAACUCCACUCCGGAUAGCGGGUUAGAUUCCUCACGUCACGGAGAGUCGCCUGCUUUUGUCAACGGCCAGAACACGACAGUCACGACCAUUCAAGAACUGGUUCUUAGGGACAAGCGGAACCAGCCAGCCCGGGAAGUGAAGCAGUGGAUGCCGCACUCCCACACCAUCCGCAACAACAACACGAGUACAAAGUAGUGUGACAAUGGCCGUCACAUCCCCAAAGCUUCAGCAUAAUUAACUCAUUCACCCCUGAAGACACAUUUGAAUCCUUCCAAAUCACAAGUUGGAAUAGCUCAUUACGAAAUUUCAGAGGUGAAUGAGUUAACUCGAGUUCAAAGUAGUGAGGUAGUUGAUGCUACACUCUCGUAGCGUCUGCAACUUUAACUCGAAUUACAAGUGGUACAUAUGUAGGGACACUGACAUGAAUUUGAUUUUGAAAAAAAAACCUUAUUUGUAAAAUGGAUCAAAAUAUAGCACAAAAAUAUGUCUACAGUUUCAUAAAGUACAACCAGUGAAUGUUUAUGUGUAACGUUUUGAUGAUGAGCGGGUCAGGUAUCCUGUCACCAAAAUAAAUUGAAUUGAGGGAAUAUAUUCUCAGAAAUGCAGCAUUCAAAAUACGUUUUUUAUUGUUUAUAUCAUGGGAUUAGUAACUUAUAGAACAAACAAACGAAUAACAAAAACAAUCAAAUGCAAGCAAAACAAGCGAAUGGGGAAAAUAGGGAUUUUAAUAGGAGAUCGAUUAAGUAUAGCAUUCGAAUUUUUUGUAUUUGAUUUUUUUUUUACAUGGCGUCUUUUUUUCAAUUCGUUUCAAAAUAUUACCUUCUUUAUCAGCUGACAACUAGAAUGUAGUAACGAUUAUUCUGUAUUUCUACAGAACAUUUUGCUUCUUACGUAUUAAUUGUGAAAGAAAAUAUGUGCCAAUAAAUUCAGUAACCAGAUAUGCAUGUGGCCUUUCUAACAAAGAUGUCGUGUUUGUACUCAUUCAUGUUCCUCAUUCCAUUCUUGUAAAUAAUCUUUUAUACUUGUACAUUGUAAGACUGAUGCUUGACAGUAGUGUCACGACAGUUUUGUCACGCGUAUUAUUUAUUCAUCAUUGCCAAAAUAUAAUGUAUAUGUUAUUUAUUAAUCAUUUUGUAAAAAAAAAUACUGUAACCGCAUGUUAUUGUUAUUUUGAAAAUACUGUUUCUACUGUCUGAUUUCUAUAUCAUGUUCAUUAUACAUCAGCAAUAUCACAUUUUCAUAAUUUGUUUUUACUUAAUUGUGUUGCUUUAAACCUCCAUAGCAAUAGAAAUUCGUAAGUUAAGAAACAUUUAAUCUGAACGCGCCGGUUUCUAAACCGACAUCUUAUUUUGGGUGAAUAUUCAAAAUUUCAAAUCAGGUAAUACUGUAUUCUGUAGAUGUGGUCAUUAAACUGACAAAAUAUAUGACGUGUUACACAUCAUAAACAUGUGGAAAUGGUUGCUGUUGUGUCAUAAUUAUAUCCACUCUUAUUGAUCGAUUUUAUAUUAUUUCAAGGACAACAUUGUCUCAGUUGUAACUGCUGGCAUUUUUGUACAUAUUUUGAAAAUUUGAUAUCACAGAUUUCCUUUUUGUAAAAAUAGAUAUUCAACAUUUUUGCGGAUACCGUGUUUGGCGAGUCCGAUGCGGGUAUAACAGGAUGCGUUCGUGGAUGCUUCACUUCGCGGAUUAAUUGUUUUCGAGGUUUGCUGUUUUAUGUCUUGUGUCCGAUUAUUUGAAUCGAUAUUUGUGGUUUUACUGUAACCACGCAAACAGCAAAAAUAAAUUGAACAGUGUAAGUUUCGGGAUAUCCAGUAUAUUAGUAGAUAUUUAUAGUAAAUUGACGGAGCUUCUGUCUUGUUACAUAUCUACCAUUUCAUUUGUAAGUUUACUUGUAACAUGCCCAUUUGUUGUAAAUGUACGUAUCUUUAUUGCUCAUUAUUAUUAUACAUUUUUCAUUGAAAUGUUUCGAUUCUCUGUUAAUCUUGUUCGUAGUUAUUGUUAAACAUAUAUACGCAAUCAACUCUGUGAUUCUUUAGAUUCUUUAAAAGCAUGUUUUAAUAAACUUGAUU